GACUGCUGCUACCUGUCAGACAUGAACUCUCCACCGUCUGAGGGCUGAUUUUUCAGGAGAUCCCGGGAGAAACUGAAUGCUCAGUUGGACAAAGAUUUGCUGAUCCUCUUCAAACAAGAUCAGCACUGCUGGAUCCAUGGAGGAUCUCCGGCUGAAGAUUGGAGCGGUGUCACAGACAAUAUGUCCCAGUCCACAGGCUCCGUCGGAGGAGGACUUAAAGGUCCCGAAUGGUGGGAAAGAAGACAAAAUGCAGAUGAAGAGGGAAAUUUCCCUGGUCAACGGGAUCUGCCUCAUCGUGGGGAACAUGAUCGGUUCUGGGAUCUUCGUCUCGCCAAAGGGUGUCCUCAUGCACACCUCGUCUUACGGCCUCUCGCUGCUCAUCUGGGCUCUUGGAGGCAUCUUCUCGGUGUUUGGCGCUCUGUGCUACGCCGAGCUCGGCACCACCAUCACGAAAUCCGGAGCCAGCUACGCCUACAUCCUGGAGUCCUUCGGCGGCUUCCUGGCCUUCAUCCGCCUGUGGACGUCCAUCCUGCUGAUCGAGCCGGCCAGCCAGGCGGUGAUUUCUCUCACGUUCGCCAACUACCUGGUGGAGCCUUUCUACCCCACCUGCCAGCCUCCGUAUGACGCCGUCCGGCUCAUCGCCGCAGCCUGCCUCUGUAUCCUCAUCUUCAUUAACUGUGCCUACGUGAAGUGGGGGACUCUGGUCCAGGACGUCUUCACAUACGCCAAACUCAUGUCGCUGUGCCUUAUAAUCACUGUGGGAAUCCUGAAAAUAUCAACAAGAGACCCAGAGAGCUUCGACAAUGUGUUUGAGGACUCCUCCAAAGACCCCGGAGCCAUAGCUUUGGCCCUCUACUCAGCGCUCUUCUCCUACUCUGGCUGGGAUACACUCAACUUUGUGACUGAGGAGAUCCAGAAUCCAGAGAGAAAUCUGCCCCUGGCCAUCGCCAUAUCCAUGCCCAUUGUGACGAUCAUCUACCUGCUGGUCAACGUGGCGUACUACGCUGUUUUAGACAAGCCAGCUCUGUUGGCCAGUGACGCUGUUGCUGUGACGUUUGGAAAUGCGGUGCUGGGGCCCUUCAAGUGGAUCAUCCCCGUCUCGGUAGCCAUGUCCUGCUACGGCGGACUUAACGCCUCCAUCAUUGCCGCCUCUCGGUUGUUUUUCGUCGGAGCCAGAGAGGGCCACCUCCCUGACAGCCUGAGCCUGAUCCACCUGAAGCGCUACACGCCCAUUCCUGCCCUGCUGUUCAACGGACUGAUGGGGCUGAUCUUCCUGUGCGUGGAGGACGUCUUCCAGCUCAUCAACUAUUUCAGCUUCAGCUACUGGUUCUACGUGGGUCUGUCUGUGGUCGGCCUCAUAUACCUGCGCAUCACUCAGCCAGACAGACACAGGCCCGUCAAGCUGUCCCUCUUCUUCCCGUUCAUCUACUGUCUGUGCAGCCUCUUCUUACUGAUCGUCCCGCUGUACGAAGACACCAUCAACUCCCUCACAGGAAUCGGCAUCGCGCUGUCCGGAGUGCCGGUUUACUACGUGACCAUUUAUAUGCCUGCGGAGCGGAGGCCCAAAUUCAUUCGCAAACUCAAUGCCUUUGCCACCAAAUACACCCAGAUCCUGCUGUACUGCUGCCUGACUGAGUUUGACACUGAAGAUGAAACACAAGUAAACAGUAAGACGCAGUAAGAAACAGACAGAAGCCAUCUUUCCUCAGUCACCGGCUGACCUGAAGCCUUUUUUUCCCCGGAGUGUGGCGGCGAGGCGCCGGCUCUCGCCGCAUUUCAGAGGAUUGCUCCUGCAGGCCUGCGACUCUAAUGACUUACCAAGAGGGAGCGAUCAUCUGGGACGCUACAAGCUGCCAAGGCAGUUGACUGUUUUUUUGGAGAACAAGGAGAAUCGUUGAAUCAUGUGAGAGUCUGAAGUUUUAUUAUUGGAAGAGAAUAUCUGCAGAUGUGUGUCAAUAUGCCGCUUCACCCUGAAGCUGUUGAAGCUCCUCUUCUUUCUCCAGUUUUUUUUGUUUCAGUGCGUAUUUUUAGUUUGUCUCAGACAGAUUUCCACCACCGACUCCUUCUCUGCACUGUGUCUGAUACGAUCCGGCAGCAGUUUCUUUGAGUUGUUUGCACCAUGUUGCCUUUUCAGAGCAGGUUUUUGGAGGCAAAACAUCUUCUGCUACCAGGAGAGAUUUUUUUUCUUUUUCUUCUCAGAAACUUCUCUCUUGAGCUUUGUGCUCAGUGGAGAUCCACCCAUAAAUCAACAACUGCUGUGAAAUGAAAUGAUGAUAGUGUUACUUAUUCAAAAAAGUUUCUGCCAAAGGCCUUUUUCACAAAUGACUGUUUUAACUUUUUAAUGUCUAUUUACAUGUCCGAUCCCCUCAGUCAGGAAAGAAUUUGAACUUGUCUAUGAAAAAUUGAGGGUUUUUUUUAUAUGUUGAGAGAUCUUUAGUUGUGUUUUUCAUGGUGGGGAAAAAGUGUUAAUGUGGUAAUUUACCAUUGUGUAUUUCUAUUAAACUGCAGUUGCAAGAGA
Messenger RNA from Salarias fasciatus (jewelled blenny), 2518 nucleotides. RefSeq names its product Y+L amino acid transporter 2. Bases 137 to 1681 code for a protein of 514 amino acids. Gene Ontology annotation, molecular function: L-amino acid transmembrane transporter activity. Lineage: Eukaryota; Metazoa; Chordata; Actinopteri; Blenniiformes; Blenniidae. Gene Ontology annotation, biological process: amino acid transmembrane transport. Gene Ontology annotation, cellular component: membrane. The record is from RefSeq and is a predicted model, not a curated record. The transcript has 10 exons.